Messenger RNA from Meira miltonrushii, 2890 nucleotides. RefSeq lists its product as uncharacterized. Gene Ontology annotation, cellular component: nucleus. The transcript has a single exon. Gene Ontology annotation, molecular function: zinc ion binding; DNA binding; DNA-binding transcription factor activity, RNA polymerase II-specific. Bases 254 to 2554 code for a protein of 766 amino acids. Lineage: Eukaryota; Fungi; Basidiomycota; Exobasidiomycetes; Exobasidiales; Brachybasidiaceae. The record is from RefSeq and is a predicted model, not a curated record. Gene Ontology annotation, biological process: regulation of DNA-templated transcription; DNA-templated transcription.
AGUGAUUGUGCGUGUGUGUAUGCUUAUUUACCCGGAACGGAAGUCGGGGCCGUUGAGUACUCUUUACCAUUCCAUCUCCAUCACCUCAAAGAGUCAUCAUUCUGACUAGAUACAAAGAGAGUGAACAAAUACAACUAUAGGGGCAAAGCAAAAGUCUCAUUAAGCAAUCUUGAGCUGGGAUCGUGCUUAUUAUCGGUAUCCUCAAGUCCACUGCAUCAUCCCGAAAAUUGACAGCGUUCUAGGUAGUGACAAGAUGGACACAACAGAUCCCUAUUCGCGAAAUUUAGGGCGAGGAAAAGCAUGUAACGCUUGUCGUCGUCGCAAACUACGAUGCGAUGGCGGAAAGCCAUCAUGCAAUCGUUGCUUAGAAGCAAGAAAUCGUAAAUUAGAAGCAAUGCGAAAAAGAGGGAAAACGGAAGAAGAGAUUCAAUCCGUCCGAUUUCCGCCUUGCUACUCGGAAGAAGAUGGUAAUACAGAAGGAGAUAAUUCAUUCUCAUUUACAAAUGAUAACAAAGGCAUUCUUGCCGGGCCUUCGAAUGCCUCUACCGUUGCUUCGGGCAGCAGUGAUCCACGCUCAUUGCCUUUCAAUGCGCCUUCUGCCAGCAGUACAGGUCGAUCGAUGUCCAGCGAUCCACUUACGCCCGAGGAUAGGAGGCCAAACAAAGUACAGCGAACGACAGGUAUGAACGGACAAGAAAGCAUUCUCAUGUCUGGCUCAAGAAACGCUGCUAUUCAGACCAAUAAGCCAGAUACGAAUCAAAACGAUUUAUUCUUCGCCGAGAUCCUUUCGUCUCAUUUACCACUUGACGCUUCCCGAUCUUCUAGCGGUGACGGAUUCGGAAACGGACAGACAGAUCCGAUGCAAUCACAACAAAACCAACAACCCAAUCAAUUCUCAUUUCUGGGCAAUGUGGGGAACAUGCCAACCAAAUCAAACUUGGACCCUCAAUCGUCAAUCGCCACUUCUUAUUGGCUCAACGAUAGCGAGGUUGCACUGCCUGAACAACCGCUGUUGAAUCGAUUAGUGGAUGUAUUCUUUGAGGAUCACGAUUGUGCAUACAUCUUUCAUCCUGGUCGUUUACGCGAGCGGAUUGCAUUAGGACCCGAUCAUCAAAAUUAUCCACAAACUGCUGCUUUACACAUCAUCGUUGCCUUAGCCUAUGCUUCUAGACCAGAGAUUGAUGAAGAGACAAGCGGUGGUAGCAAGCCAACGGAACGUUCGGGUGCUCAUUACAGACAUUUUGCUGCUGCUUCACAGAGUUUGCUGCAUUCUUUCCAUUGUGACAAAUUGAAAACGCCUUUGGACUUGGUUCGAGCAAGUUUGUUACUCGUUUCAAAACUUUACGGGCAGGGAGAUCAACUGGAGUCCUAUCUCGCCAGUGCUCAGGCCGCAAGAUUAUGUGUUGCGCUCAAUCUGAAUCGUGAUGUUCCUACUCGAGCUGAACAGCAAUUACAGCAAUUGCAGUACCUCUUGAUGCAACCACGCAUUACGGAUACAUCCAUCAUUCGACCCGAACCAAGCGAUGAAAUUGAAGCGGAAGAGCUACGUCGGACGAUGCUGUUAAUGUUUGCAAUCGAUCGAACGUCUAUCGCUGGGACGUUGUGGCCUGGUAAUCUUACCGAAGAAGAUUAUACGGCCGAACUUCCCCGUGCAACAUUCCAAGAAUUCAUUUCGACAACGACUAACAAUAUGCAUACGCAAGAAUGGAUGGGUAGACGAAAUACGCUGUCCAUCCAUAGUCAUGAUUUCUUCUCCCGUAGGACGAUGGAUGCAGAACAAUUCUUUUUCAAAUUGACAGUUUUGCUUGGAAGAUGUGCUCAAUACGUUUCUCGCAUUUCCCGUACUGCAACUCCAACUCAGAUCGUUUCUGCUCCACGCUUUCAACAGCUCGAAAAUUGGAUUGCUGCAAUGCAUUUAGAAUCGUAUGAAGUAGCAAACCAGGCUUUAAAGGCAAGUACAACGAGCCCUUCUGCUGCUUCCUGGUCAGCACGUAAAGCAGAUUCGAGUGCUUUAACUGCAUACCUUUUGAAUUCAUCGGGAAAUCAAACAAUGUCCAAAAAUAUGGUUGUCACGCCGGCCUUGCUGCCAUACGCUUGCACAUUGACUCUACAUGAACCUUUGGCAGCCUUGAGUUCGGAAAGCGAAGAACGCUGUAAAGCAGCAACAAGAGGUGCGAUCAACGUUUUACGAUUGUGUGCAUUGCAUGCACAAGAUGAUAUGCAAAGGCUUGAUGUUGUCAUGACAAUCGUUGUCAUGCUGGUGGGAAGAAGUUUGAUCCGACAAUUAGAGUCUCUUUAUUCCAAAUAUAUCGCUCAAGAAUUAGCCCAACAGAGUGAAAAUGGUGACGGUUUACCCAAGACGGAAAGCGUAUGGAACUCGGAUGAAUUUACGGAAAGUGUCUCUUUAUUACAAGCAGAUCUAGAAGUAGUCUUGCUAACCUUGAAGCGGUAUGGACAAAAAUGGGUCAUUGCCAUCAAAAUGCACGAUUCUUUGCUGAAAUUGCUUCAAUUCAACCCUGAGCAUCGUCUCCGCGGACUGUUCUGCGUGGAGUAAGAUUAAGGUGAUGAAUUAUUUUGUAUAUUAUGUACAAUUGCGUCUAUAUAUUAUAAAUUAAUUAUGAAACCAUUGUAUGUUCUUCAACCAUUCGCAUAACCUCUAUUGCUACUCCCCAGCUCACUUGAAAGCCAGUCUUGCCGGAACCAUAUGCAUGUAUCACAGGUGGCAAGAUUUGCUUCCCGUUAAUAUCCUUCUUUUCCUCUUGCCAAUCUAAUCGGGGCCCUCCUUUUCGUCCCGGACGCAAACCAACGCCGGUAUGAAUGAUUGAUGGAUCGGUUAUCGACUUUUGCAGAUCAGCACAAAGAUGAUGUGAAUAUUGUUUCGUGCCUUGAA